ACUCUCAUUGAUAAGCUUACAAAAAAAUGCUCAUCUCCACCUAUUUGUAAUGUCAUUGAUAAGCUAACAGGCAAGUGUGCACCACCACCACCACCACCUCCUCCUCCUCCAAAAGUAGAACCACCAAAGGAAGCUCCACCGCCACCUCCACCACCACCACCACCACCAAUUGUGAGACCACCCGAAAAGGCUCCACUGCCACCUCCUCCUUUUUCUCCCCCACUUAAGGCUCCUCCACCCAAAUUUACACCGCCACCUUUUGCUCCUCCUCCCAAACUUAGACCACCACCAAAGUAUCCACCACCUUUUGCUCCCCCCCCUAAAUUUACACCACCACCAAAGGCUCCUCUACCUUUUGCUCCUCCCCCCAAAUUUACACCACCACCUAAGGCCUCGCCAAGUUUUGCACCCCAACCAAAAUUUAUGCCGCCUCCUACGGAUCCUCCACCUUCCGCUCCACCACCUAGGGCUCCUCCUCCUUUUACACCUCCAAAGGCUCCCCCACCAAAUUCACCACGACCACCGUGCUCGAAGUGCAAGUCGCCACCACCACCCAUGAGGUGUCGUGGACGAUGUGUACCCCCUACUGUGAUUGACUGAUGAGGCUCAAACUUUGCAUAAGGCUUGGUUAUGGAUGCUUGAAAUUUACCAAUUUCUUCUUCUACAUACUAUUUAGCUCAGGCGCGAUAAUCUAGUUUAGAUUUUCUGUCGUUUGGUGUCUUAAUUUUCAGAUGUUUCAUGAAUGAGACAUUUGAAAAAGGCUUAAAAAAGUUGGUGUCUAUUUAUUCUUGUAUAUGACGAGGUCACAUGAUAACUAGAAUGA
Messenger RNA from Amborella trichopoda, 823 nucleotides. The record is from RefSeq and is a predicted model, not a curated record. NCBI's taxonomy places the organism in Eukaryota, Viridiplantae, Streptophyta, Magnoliopsida, Amborellales, Amborellaceae.